Messenger RNA from Pseudogymnoascus destructans, 1923 nucleotides. It is a transcript of the gene MID1, whose product is annotated as stretch-activated cation channel mid1. The transcript has 2 exons. Gene Ontology annotation, biological process: calcium ion import across plasma membrane. The record is from RefSeq and is a predicted model, not a curated record. Lineage: Eukaryota; Fungi; Ascomycota; Leotiomycetes; Thelebolales; Thelebolaceae. Bases 1 to 1923 code for a protein of 640 amino acids. Gene Ontology annotation, molecular function: protein binding; calcium channel activity.
AUGUUGAAGCCCAGCCCACUACUACGGCCCCGCCUCCUCCCAUCCAUGAUUGCCACGGGCCUGGUCGCUCUAUUCUUCUUCACGAUCUUCGCGGGGAACCUCGCCGAUGCCGCCGAGCUCGACUCGACACUACCAGACGACCACAACCAUGAGCGGUUACUGGACCCUUUUGUGUCGGCGCGAGGGGAGGGGGACGGCGAGGAUAUGAUAUAUCAGGCGGAGUUCUCGGGGGGUAGGGAGGAGUUGCAUGCGCGGCAGCUGCCGAUGGCGUAUGAGAUACCCAACAAUAUUGCGAGGCCGUACAAUUUGAACCAGGGGGAAACGCUGUAUUUCGUCUUCCUGAACCAGUCGAUCUGGGGACCGCAUGCUCCUGCUGGCAGCGGGUCAACAGGGCUACCGUCUGUUGGAUUAAGUCGGAGAUGGGAGGAUGAGGGUGAGGGGGAUGAACAGGGCGCAUUUAAUACGGCGGAUGGAAAGGACGAGGAGUCUUCGAUAACGAGGAGCGUAUAUAUCACGCUGAAUACCUGCCUUCAGCCCAGCAACGCGAAAGGAGACAGUGGUCCCAAGGGCCCCCCGCCUCAAGUAACGAUGUACGUCGGAGAGAACCAGACGACGCUCGGGGCCUCCAAACCCGCCGACGGCCAGCGAAUAAUAGCCGCCGAAUUCGGCUUCGCAGACCUAACAUUCGACGCCUCCAAAAACCUCUACAUCGCCGUCACCGGCCCCAACGCCACCGAAUACGAAGGCAUCUACAGCGUCGAAGUCGGCGUCUCCAUCGACGCCCCCUUCCACGCCUACAGCGGCGACGCCACCGACCUCUUCUUCAUCGACAGCGACUCGAGCUCCGCCCUCCUCGCCACCAAAAACCUAACCCUCGACAACUCCAGCACACCCGUCUACCAGCAGUGGAUGCAGCUCUCCCCGCCCCCCUACGUGAUCUUCGCCAACAACCAGAACCAAACGUGGAUCCAGGGCGUCUCGCGUUCGUACUGCGGGCUGGAGAACUAUGCGCAGAUCGCGGGGACGCAGAAGGGGCUGCGCACUGAUAUGGUCAAGACGAUCAUGACGAAUGUGACGCUGGGGACGCAUCCGAAGCAGCAGUUUUACUUCCACGGUCUGAAUGCGAGUUCGCAGUAUUAUGGGAUUUUGGCUUUGCCGAGGAAUGCGACGGAUGCGCCGGGGGGUGGGGGGCGCGUUUGGCAGACUAUGAAUUUUACUACGCAGUCUGACGGCAACUGCGCGAUCCUCUUCAACCUCUCUUUCUGCUCCGAUGUCUCGUACGCCGUCCCCGGCAACCCCACCACGUUCCCAACCCUCACCUCCCUCGCCGCCUUCUACGACAACGCCGCCAAAUCCGCCUACUCCAACUUCGCCAAAGCCCUGCAACAAAUCCCCUGCGAAAUCCCUAACACCGGCCAGUACAGUCUGGUCCGCAACUGCGACGACUGCGCGAAAGCGUAUAAAGCCUGGCUCUGCAGCGUCACGAUCCCGCGGUGCCAGGAUUACAGCCGUGGCGACCCCUGGCUGCAGCCGCGGAACGUGGUGCAGCCCUUCCCCAACUCGUCGGUGCUUCAGGAUACGAAUUUCCUGGCGGCCAGCCAGGCAAUUCGGUACCUCAACUCGAGCAGGAAUCCGGCGAUCGAUGCAAUAGUGAAGCCGGGACCGUAUAAGGAGAUCCUGCCGUGUCUGGAUAUGUGCUAUAACCUCGUGCAGAGCUGUCCGGCGGCGAUGAAGUUUGAUUGUCCGGGGAUGGAAGGGGCGAGUAGUUAUGGAAGGAGGCCGAAUGGGAGUAAGAGUGAGGAUGGGCAGAUUACGUGCAAUUACCCGGGGGCGGCUUAUCAUCUCGGUGGUGCGGGAGUGGUGCGGGUGGGAUGGUUGGGGGCGGUGGUGGUGGUGGGAGUGGCGGUGAUGGUGGUGGUGUGA